Plasmodium adleri (nom. inval.) is the source of this 732-nucleotide messenger RNA. Its product is annotated as bax inhibitor 1, putative. NCBI's taxonomy places the organism in Eukaryota, Apicomplexa, Aconoidasida, Haemosporida, Plasmodiidae. The transcript has 4 exons. The record is from RefSeq and is a predicted model, not a curated record. Bases 1 to 732 code for a protein of 243 amino acids. Gene Ontology annotation, cellular component: membrane.
AUGGAUUUUUUGAAUCAGAUAAAGAAACGACAAAGGGAUAUAAAUUUAUCCAACCUUAUGAAUUUUUCCCCUUUAACAAAUGAAGAAAGAAAUCACUUAAUGAAAAUAUAUGGUCUUUUAGCUAUGGGAACAAUAGUUAGUGCCUUAAGUUGUUAUGUGGAUAUUUAUUAUUUUAAGGUACCAAGAUUUAUUGCUUCUAUAAUUAGUUUAGUUUGUUCAUUUCUUUUAGCAUCCUCAUGUAAUUCUCAUUAUCAAUUAGUUGAUACAUCAAAAAAAAGACUUGUAUAUUUUGCUGGUAUAUCAUCUUCUAUUGGUAUUUUAAUUAGUGACUACAUAAAUUAUGUUAAUUAUUUAAACCCAUCAAUACUUCCCCUAGCCUUUUUUGGAAGCUUAUCUAUAUUUUGUUGCUUUUCCUUGGCCGCCAUCUUUUCAAAAAAUAGGAUUUCCAUAUUUCUUGGGGCUGUUUUAUGUGCAGUUUGUUCUUAUGUAGCCUUAAUUUCAUUUAUGAACUUUUUCAUAAGAUCAAAAUUUAUAGACACCACAUUAUUAUAUACUGGAUUUUUUAUGUAUAUGGGAUUUGUUUUAUUCGAUACUCAGAUUACACUCUUUGACUUUAGAAGGGGAAAUAAAGAUUACAUAAUGCAUUCCAUUUGCCUAUAUUUAGAUUUAGUCGGAUUGUUCACACAUUUAUUAAGAAUAUUAGGACAAAAAGAAGAAAAGAAAAAAAAGUAA